Ogataea philodendri is the source of this 2514-nucleotide messenger RNA. RefSeq lists its product as uncharacterized. The coding region runs from base 1 to 2514 and encodes 837 amino acids. Lineage: Eukaryota; Fungi; Ascomycota; Pichiomycetes; Pichiales; Pichiaceae. Gene Ontology annotation, biological process: mitotic sister chromatid biorientation; protein localization to kinetochore; mitotic spindle assembly checkpoint signaling. The record is from RefSeq and is a predicted model, not a curated record. The transcript has a single exon.
AUGUCUGAGCAGCCGGCCGACAAGGAGAACGUUGCUCCGCGGCAGUUUCCGUACAAAGUGCGCAAACCCAAUCGGCGCCACACGCUGCUUCCUGUUGCUCCACGGAGCAUAUUGAAGACGAGCUUGGACGAAAACCAGACAAUAGCUAUCAUCCCUAAGAACAAGACCAAGAAGCGGCGGGUUUCCUUUGCUACGGAUGUCGAUGUGCGCAGUAUUAUCCAUAGAACGUACGAGAAGGACGGGUAUGCAGAGCCGAGCGGGUUUCGUCCGCGGAGACGAGACUCGUUACAGUUGCAACCAAGAAGGUUCUCGUUGGUGGGGCAUAGUCAGAGUCCGCAGAUUGUUGACGACGAGGCGGACGAUUUCUCGCAGGUGGUUCAGAAAGUUUCUGCGAGUAGCGUGGAGGAGGAUAAUUUGAGUCAGCCAAUGGAAAUGUCUGUGGAGUUGAACCAGGAGGUUCGUCAGAUGGUUCGGGAGAACUACGGGUAUGAGACGUUGGAGCAGCCUGAUGUUCCCGACCUGGCUGCUACGUUUAGUCAGAUUGACGAGGAAGAUACCAUGGAAUUCACACAGCCGGUGCCGAAACAGACGGUCGAACCAGAGGAGGAGAUCGAGAACUCGCAGCCAAUGGAGUUUACGCAGCCGAUCAGAGCAGCCGACCCGGUGGACGAGUCGAUGGAGCUCACACAGCCAGUGAAAAGAGAUGAGGAGGCAGACACAGGAAUGGAGUUUACCCAGCCGAUUCGCCAGGAAGUUAGAGCUCCUGUUAAGGCAUUUUCUGUUCCAGAACCUGACUCGCAGGAACAGAUGGAGUUCACGCAGCCGAUCCGCGAGUUUGUCAAGCCAUUCUCGCCCACAGUCGAGGCUACUCCGCCACGCCAAACGAAAACAGCAAAUUCAACGCCGGGAUCGAGCGCACGCUCGCAGAAAAUACGCACAGACGAGUACGGCUCGCCGCAGAGUGCGUCCAAGAACUCUGUGCUGGAGUUCACCGGACUCUCGAAGCCAAAAGAUAUUGUUGAGAGUUUGAAACAGUUGGAAGAGGAGGAAGAAGAACACAAAGAGGCCAACACUUCUGUUGACACGAGCGCAGUUGACGAGUCAAUAAUAAUUGCAGAGAAAGUGCCUUUGGCCGAGGUCACGAUGGACUCGGAAAACGACGAUGACGAAGCAAACUACGACGACGAGGACGAUGAUUAUGUGCAUGUGACGCUUCCGCAGUUCUUGAACCAAGUGCAGGUCCAGUUUUACGACCAUAUUGGUCCUUCUGAACGGGAACUCACGGUCACCAGUGAAGGAUCUGGGUCUCAGGGUCUUCACAAGUAUGUGGAUGCCGUGACAGAGUUCCCGAACUUUGACUAUUUCUACCAUCUAAUUGCACAGCGCAAGUCGGGCAUUGAUCGCUCGCAGAAAACCAUCAAGGACUUCACCGAAGGUGUGGUGAACAACAACCCAACGUCGGUGCGGGAGUUCUACGAAAGCAACGACGAGGUGCAGAAAGACCUUAAAGUCAACUACCAGGCGCUGGCGAGCUUGGCACGGAGUAUUGCCGAGCAUGGGAACUUGGUGUUUAUGACGAGCUCGUUGGAAGGACUGCUUAAAUCGUAUGAGAACCGCAAGAUGUCUGUGAACUCGCAGUUUGCGGACAUGGAGGACAUUCGCGAAGCGUUCAGCGAGGAGCACCAGAAAUGCGUUAAACGGAGAGCCGAGUUGAGCAAGACGCUUGCUCUGUUGCAGGAUAAACAGAAGAACCUGGCGAAUGUGGAUACGAACCGGCUGGAGGAGCUGAAGGUCCAGCUGGAAGCUGCGCAGGCACGCAAUGCUGCAUUGAAGGAGCGGAAAGAGGUGCUGGACCGUGAGAUCUCGGAGGAAGGUGCUAAUCUGAAAGUGGUUUCAUCGACCCUGCUUGAAACCACUGAGGAGGACCGCAAGUUGAAGGAAGAGCUGGCUGCAAUCAGACUGCCGUCAGAGACAGAGCUGGAACGGCUUCAUCAGCAGUUUUCCAGCAUUCAGCAGUCAGUCGGACUGAAACUGGUAAACUUGACGGACACAAGACUUGAACUACAGCUUGGCAACGAGUUUGAAAUUGGAAUCGAUCUCUCUACGGGAAACAGAACGGUUGCUCUGCGGUCGUCCAACAGCGAGUUUUCCGGGCUUCACAAGAAGUACGUGUCUACACUGGAAGCCAUGACAGGCUCAUCGUUGAGAGAGUAUCUUUCGCUGGUGACGGAGUCGUACCGACAGUUCAGUGUUCUGGUCAAGGAGCUCAAGAUUGUGAGUCUUUACUACCAGUUCCGCCAAUUUGAGGACCGAUUUGCGUUCACGGUUGCAAAGGCGGACAAGUACAGUUUGGAGGUGAACUUUGCUGUGGACCAGGUGCUCAGUUUCACGAGCCCCGUCAAGAUCCACACGCAGCUGGUGCGGCUGUGCAACGAGGACGUGACAGAGAGCGCCAUUCUCAACGGAGUUACUAACUGUGCUAAUCUGGGUCUGUUCCAACGGAUGGUGAUCUAG